Knipowitschia caucasica is the source of this 315-nucleotide messenger RNA. The record is from the annotation of a GenBank genome assembly. Lineage: Eukaryota; Metazoa; Chordata; Actinopteri; Gobiiformes; Gobiidae.
AUGGUGUCACCAUGUGAGAAGGAAAUAUACCUUGGCCAGCCCGUCAGACCCCUCACACCUCCUCUCUCCUCCUCACACGUAGACCUUGGCCAGCCCGUCAGACCCCUCACACCUCCUCGCUCCCUCCUCUCUCCUCCUCACUCCUCCUCACUCCUCCUCGCUCCUCCUCGCUCCUCCUCACACGUAGACCUUGGCCAGCCCGUCAGACCCCUCACUCCUCCUCGCACCUCCUCGCUCCUCCUCACACGUAGACCUUGGCCAGCCCAUCAGACCCCUCACUCCUCCUCGCACCUCCUCUCUCCUCCUCACACGUAG